AUGCCCGUGAUACUUUUCCUGAUAGACACGUCUGCCUCUAUGAACCAGCGCUCCCAUCUGGGCACUACCUAUCUGGAUAUAGCCAAAGGUGCCGUUGAGACUUUCCUGAAGCUCCGGAGCAGAGACCCGGCGAGCAGAGGAGACCGAUACAUGUUGGUGUCUUUCGAGGAAGCUCCUGCUGGAAUCAAGGCCGGAUGGAAAGACAGCCAUGCCACGUUCAUGACGGAGCUGAAGAACCUGCUGGCCGUCGGUCUCACCACGUUCGGCCAGUCUUUAAGGACCGCUUUCGAUUUGCUCAACCUCAACCGAUUAGUGUCGGGGAUAGACAACUAUGGACAGGGCAGAAACCCAUUCUUCUUGGAGCCUGCCAUCAUCGUUGCAAUUACUGAUGGCAGCAAGCUGACCAGCACUUCUGGGGUGCAGGAUGAGCUCCAUUUGCCCUUGACGACACCAUUGCCAGGCAGUGAGCUGACAAAGGAGCCGUUCCGCUGGGACCAGCGCCUUUUCUCAUUGGUUCUACGCAUUCCAGGCCAUGCCUCUCUAGAGCCGGAGCCACUAGGCGGCGUCCCGCCUGAUGCAUCCCCGGUCACGCCCAUGUGUGAGGUCACAGGAGGCCGCUCAUACAGUGUGUUUUCCCAGCGGAUGCUGAACCAGUGUCUGGAGUCUCUUGUGCAGAAGAUUCAGAGUGGGGUGGUCAUAAACUUCGAGAAGACUGGACCAGACCCAGCUGAGGAUGGUCCAGUGGAGGUGAAGUGUGGACCUCAGCCAUGGCACAGCUGUCAUAAGCUAAUCUAUGUCCGACCAAACCCUAAAACGGGCGUCCCCGUUGGCCACUGGCCCAUUCCGGAGUCCUUCUGGCCUGACCAGAACUCUCCUACUCUGCCUCCGCGUAUGGCCCAUCCUCAGGUGCGGUUCUCUUGUGUGGACUCAGAACCUAUGGUGGUGGAUAAGGUUCCGUUUGACAAAUAUGAGCUGGAGCCAUCGCCCCUCACGCAAUACAUACUGGAGAGGAAGUCUCCACACACCUGCUGGCAGGUGUUCGUGAGUAACAGUGCUAAAUACGGCGACCUCGGGCAGCCCUUCGGCUACUUGAAGGCAAGCACUGCUCUCAACUGCGUCAACCUGUUUGUUAUGCCCUACAACUACCCUGUAGUGCUGCCCCUCCUUGAUGACUUGAUUAGAGUGCACAAAUUCAAGCCCACAGUGAAAUGGCGCCAGUCCUUCGAGACCUACCUGAAGACCAUGCCCCCAUACUUCAUCACGCCGUUGAGGAAGGCACUGCGAAUGAUGGGGGCUCCAAACCUGCUGGCGGAGAAUAUGGAGUACGGAUUGAGCUACAGCGUGGUGUCCUACCUCAAGAAGCUCAGCCAACAGGCGAAGGUGGAAGCGGAUCGAGUGUGCGCGUUGGUCGGGAAGAAGCCAGGACCGGAAGGUGGGAGUAAACUCCGAUCCAGAGGCUCUGCGUUCUCAUUGGCUCAUAGGAAAGAUUUUGCGCAACUGCUGCAGAGCAUCACUGGGGACGGGCCAGCUCUGCCGCUCGAGUCUAACCCUAAAGAGUUCUCAGGGUUCCAGCUUGCUGUUCUCAACAAGGCCCUGAAGCCGCAGGGAUUGCGAAACCCAUAUGAUAUACCAAGAGAGCACCUGUUAGACCAACUGAGCCGCAUGAGGCGGAACCUUGUAAAUGCCGGUGUGUGCGUCCUCAGGGGCCAGGAUCAAGAUCAGCUGCACAGUGUGCCUAUAGCGCAGAUGGGGAACUAUCAGGACUUCCUAAAACAGUGCCCCGCCCCCUUGCGGGAAGCAGAUCCAGAUCAGCCAAAACGGCUGCACACCUUCGGCAACCCCUUCAAACUGGAUAAGAAGGCAAUGAUGGUUGACGAGGCAGACGAGUUUGUGACGGGCACUCAGGGGAAAGGGAAGCGCCCUGGUGAGCCCAGUUCUCCAGCUGGAGGAGGAGCCCCCAAACGCAGGAGAUGCAUGUCCCCGCUUCUGCGUCCUGGACGAGCAUACACGCCACCGAAUAAAACGCCGCCUAGAGUUCCAGAUAACCUCUCCUCAGUAGAGAACCAUGUUGGCCAUCUUGAGGCAGACCGCACCCCAGACACAGAACCCUCUCCUGGACCAGAGUCGGCAGCAUCGUCCCCUCACCUGCCAAAAAACCACUUGGACGUGGAUGAAGAGGAGCAGCCGCAGGAGCCCACGCGGGAGAAUGGACAGUCCAACGAAGAGGAGCCAUCAGUGGGAGGAGAGGAAGACGAGCAAGUCGCCCCGCGCUACCCGUCCCCUAACCAGCUGAAGAAGAUGAGAAAAGAGGAAGGCCAGGAGCUGAACACGGAGCUCCGCGUUCUCAUCACCAAGGAGAUCAGGAAACCAGGCAGGCGUUAUGAGAAAAUCUUCUACCUCCUGAAGCAGAUCCAGGGGAGUCUAGAGACACGACUUAUCUUCUUACAGAACAUCAUCAAAGAGGCAGCCAGGUUUAAAAAGAGAGUUUUGAUCGAACAACUGGAGAACUUUCUAGAAGAGAUCCACUUACGAGCAAACAGUAUGAACCAUCUGGAUGGCUUCUGACCUUCCUGCUCUGGAUGCGAGGCAGUUGAACAUGCUCCAAGUAUGUGGAAACGUGGAUGUGAGUGUGCUGCCUCCGUACUGAAACGGAAUGCGUGGAUAGAGGAAACGGGAGUUAACGCACUGCAUUAGUCAACCUCAGGGCAAGGGCAAAGUGGAAUAUUAUUCCUGGGUUCUCUUACUCCUUUUUUUUAAACCUUAUAACUCUCAUCUGUCCUUUUUUGUCCAUCUUAAUCCCUGUUGUCCUCCUCACCCUGCUGUUUUCUUUCUUCUAUGCCAAAGAGAGAUUUUCUCCAGCCUUUGCUUAACAAUAAUCCGCUACCAACCAAUGACAUUUCGCUCAGUAUUUGCCACCAAGAGGAAGUCUUGUCCUUUUUGCAUCUGAAAUCAGACUCUAAACAGUCACUGCCUAUUCCCGGUCUCCGCUGUAGUCUGGAUGGACGAGUUUAAAGGCUAAAUUUGUCUGUCAUAGUGGACAGUUAGUCAUUCGUUAGAGUUGGGCAGAAGUCUGUAUUGAUCUAGCGAGUGAUGACAUGCUUGGUUUAGGGAGGUCAGUGUUAUGCACUUCAAAAACUGAGCGCAGUAGCAAAUUCCAAUAUUUUUACCUCUUAUUAAUUUCUAACAAUUGAUUUCGCUCAAAUGAAUUUUGCGAGUUAACACUGAACUGAAAUCCUCCGACACAACAUUCAAAUGUUUACGGAAUGUAAACUGACAAGCUAACCUGUGUAAAUGGAGAACAUUCUAGAACCGUGUGAUUGAGGGAUGAAUGUUCUUGAACGGGAGGUUGUUUGAGAACAGUGCAAAUGAGGGAGAACCUUCUAGAACAGUGCGAAUGAAGGAGAAUGUUCCAGAGCAGUAUGAACGCGGCUCCUUUAUCCACAGUGUUGUAGAAAGAUCUGCCACGUUCACGCUGCUCUUGCACACUUGAAGGGUUCUAGAACAGUGUUAGUGGGGGAGAUCGUUACAGAAUACAGUGAAUCGGAAAGCCGGAACUGUGAAGGAGAAUGUUGUGCAAGGUGCUCCUUAGUUCGUCCUUUUCUAGAAAGUUCUCCCUCAUCCACACUGCUCUUGCACACUGUACGGGUUCCAGAAGAAGUGUUAAAUUUAUAUAAAGGGGAGAGCAAGAAUGAAUGAAGCAUGAAUGUGGGGAGAAUGUUCUAGACGACCAUGAUCGGGAGGCAAAUGCAUUCUAACGGUGUGACCUAGGGGAGAACGUUCUUGAAUGGUGUGAAUGAGGGAGAACUCUCUAGAGACAGAUCACACACGGAGGUCCAGCCCACCAGCCCAGCAAUUAGUUGUUAAUUGUUGGUGUUGUUUGGGGACUUUGAUGUUCUCUGGGCUUAAAGGUACCACAAUUUCUGAAGGACCAUAAUUCGGUACAGUAUCUUCCCUGUUGCACCGGAAGGUCUCAGUGAUGAGCUGAUGAAUUGGAUGCACUACAUCAAACUCCCAGCCAUUCAAGUCCCUCAUCUUGCCUUAAAUAAAUAAUUAACGUGUGACACAGCGCUGAUCUGUACGGUACGGUGAAUUUGAGGCCCAUGGCCCUGCUCUGGGACAAGAUUCCUCUAAAAACAGACUGGACAAGGAAAGGUGUUUUUCCUGCAGGACACUGGAUAAAAUGUAAUAGACUUGAUUGGAUUGUCAAAGGACAAGACUUCAGUCAGGUUUGCUACCAUUUUAACACCCAUUCAUUCUUUAGUGAGCAUCAUACUGUAGCGACUUCGAGGCAAGGCGUUCUGCCCAAGGACAGGACUCCCUAGCAAGAUUUCUCAGACGUGGAUUAGACCUGAUCUUGGCCUGUGUUGUAAGGACAAUGCUGUUUAGUCUACAUUAAGGCUUAAUCUGAGUCUACCUUUCAUACCUGCCGUCUUUAAAUCCUUGCUCGUCCUCACCGAUGCUUGUGCUUCUCACGUCCUCACCAAUCUCUCUCUCCUCUCGACCCACCACAGGGACCAAAUGUUUGCCAUAUACUACUAUCUGUACGUUUUGAGGCUCUUUAAAACGAUAUUUUGAGUACAUUGUACAAAUGUAAAUAAUCAAAUUGAAAGUAUUAUUUAAAGGAUGUUUCUUGCAAAAGCCUUUUUUUGUAAGUAUUUGAAUGAAUAAAGUUUCUAUUUUACACUGUGAAUAGCCAUUCAAAUAAACAUUUUUGCUGUAAAGAA
Molecule: messenger RNA, 4724 nt
Organism: Pygocentrus nattereri (red-bellied piranha)
Lineage: Eukaryota; Metazoa; Chordata; Actinopteri; Characiformes; Serrasalmidae
Gene: ints6
Product: integrator complex subunit 6
Exons: 18
Coding region: 1-2565 (854 amino acids)
Biological process (GO): snRNA 3'-end processing
Cellular component (GO): integrator complex
Source: RefSeq, a predicted model, not a curated record